Molecule: messenger RNA, 2788 nt
Organism: Pomacea canaliculata
Lineage: Eukaryota; Metazoa; Mollusca; Gastropoda; Architaenioglossa; Ampullariidae
Exons: 4
Coding region: 1137-2147 (336 amino acids)
Biological process (GO): regulation of apoptotic process
Source: RefSeq, a predicted model, not a curated record
AUCAAGGAGGGUUUAGCUCCUCAGCUCUCACCCUGGGGGGUGCGGGUGGAGAGGUUUUGUUUUGGAAAUUAAACUGCUAGCUAACAAACACGCAUACAAAUAUGCUCACAUUCACAUUCACAUUCACGCACGCACAGAGAGAGAGAGAGCGAUCUGUUCUGAGUGAAGACAGUCGGGUGUUUGUAGACGGGUGGGGUGUGGGGGACUGUCAGUGUCGGCCUCAGCAAUGAGAUCUUGCCAUGGCGUGUUCAAACAGCCACCAAAGAAAGAGCAAACUGUCCUAACUCUUUAGUGUGCUCGAUCGCCUCGAUGGCAUAUCGUUCAAUGUGAUCUCAUCAUCUUUUCACCCACCCGACAGUUUACAGCCGUCAGUCAGUGAGCGGCGCAAGCGUUGUGCGGGUGGGCGGAACGGGGUGUGAAAGGGGAAAGAGGGACGAAGAGACUUGUUUUGCUUCUCACCUUCGCUGUCUGUGCACACCUGCUCGCUUGUCGCAUGCACUGAAAGCUUUUCUUUGAAGUGACUCAGUGAUCUCCGGGUGUCGUCUGAACUACUGAAGGUAGUGAAGACACUCGGGCCGUCAGUCAUCUGUCACAAACACCGCCAUACUCUGCACACUGUCUUCACCGACACUCGACAACAUCCAGCGAAAGCUUCGAGUUUUUAACAUUCAGGUCACAAAGUUGAGGAGAAGGGAGUUGUCCAGUUUGCCAGACGAGACGAAUGUUGGAAAUGAAGGCACAGACCUGUACCUGUACCUACCUGUACCGCACGGAACUGAAGGUGUAACUAUGACGCAUUUAUCUAACAUGAAGGACACCCUGAAGGUGUAACUAUAAUUCCAGGGCCAUGAUGAGGGCUAUUAUGUAGGCUAACUACGAGACAUUAUGGUGGACUCAUUAAAGUGUAACCACUCAGAACGCUGCUGGCGACAUUUCCAGACCCAAACUUUAGUGAAACCAUAACACUGGUGGUAAUGCAAACACAUCCACUAGACAUGUCUUAGGCGAGAGAAUUAAGGUAUUAGUCAAGACAGAGAACUGGAUUAUAAUAUAGAACUCUCUGCACCUGAUACUCAGAACUACGCUGAAGGUCCAACCCUGUAAGUACUAGGUGAUACGCUUAUGAACGGAGAGGAAUGCUGCCGAUACACAAAACCUUACUUAAGGCAAAUGAAGACUUUCUUUUGGACGAAGUGCCUGCCAGGACAUUACUUAGAGUCCUGAGCCAGGAACAGCUGCUGACCUCAGCUGACCUGCGGCAGCUGUUCAAUCUGGAGCUGCAGGGAUCCCGCGCUGUGACCCGCUACCUUCUGUACGUGCUGCCCUCUCGCGGACCCCUGGCGUUCCCCACCUUCCUACGAGCUCUGCAGACAGUCAAUGCUCAGCACCUGGUGGACCUCCUUCUGGAAGAGGAGAAGCUUUUACUACAAACUUACUGGCAGGUACCGCCCCUGACAGAGCCCCACAAGCAGAAAGAGGAUGAAGAGCAUGACCCACAUGAAUACGCCCGCCGCCUCAAGACCAACAUGAUGCAAAUCCGUCAAGCUGUCAACCCAGUCGUGUUGUUGCCAGACUUGCUGCAGGCCGGGGUGCUGUCCAAGUGGGAAGGUCACCUGCUGCGGCAGUCGCAAGGUCAGCCAGACAACGCCUGGACCGUGGUCAUGGCAGCUGUUCUCCAAAGAGGACAGACUGCUUAUAAGGCAUUUGGGGCUGCCCUCUUACAGCAUGGCUAUGGCACUGUCUUUGACACUAUCCAGGGGACACAGGUGUCAGCUACCCAGCAGACUAAUGCCAGUUCUUCAGCAACAUCAGCAGGUAUGAUGGGAGUAAUGGAUGGUUGUGAAGACUUCUUGGAUCCUUCAUAUGUUGCCAGGGGCUACACAGCACCUAUUGAUGCCACCUCACAUCACAAACCUGACGCCAUCUUUGUUGAUGACAGUCCAUCAGUCGGUACUUCAGACAGGCUGAUGCCCUCUACAGCUGGUCUGACUUCAGCUUGUAUCGACAACAACAUACAGCUGGACGACAAGGGUGAGACAUUGCCAUGUGUUGAUGAGAGAGAGAAAGUCUCCACACUCAGACAAGAUAAGCCUCAGUCCAGAGACGCCAGCCAAGACAUCAGCAGCAACCAGAACAUUCUACAGUAACUUCUUGGUCAUGUACCAAGGUGACCUCUGCAUCACGUGCCGGUUGUAACCUCAUCUAGUCGAGGUCAAGUCCAUUUUGUCAUACUACCUGAAGACAAUCUAAUAAAGAUCGUGAUUGUAUGUAGUUUAUGUGAUGGGAGUUUGUUCUAACUUUAAGCGUACUCGCUCACUCGCGGUAUGUAAAAAAAUCAUUCAGUUUUACGCUGAAUAUGUUUCACUGGGGAAUGAGUGUAAUUUAAGCUCCAUAAAUUGUGCAUUAAAUUAUCAUAGGAAAUAUGGGAUAAAAGGAGGAGGUGCAGUUCUUCUACUACCUGGGCGCGACCAUUUCAAAGGACAGAAGCUGCACGGUAGACGUGCAUCUCAGGUGCUUUGGUCCCCCUGGAAAUCUUGCACGCGCAAACAUUGAAAACAUUGCAGCGUGAGAAAAGCCCUUAAGUAAACUAAAGUUCUGUCCACCCUGAGUACGAGAGAAGUAGGUGCUUUGGUCCCGCUGAAAAGCGGCUGACGUCACUCAACCCCCUCUUUCCCUAAUCCAAGGAGUUAGGUGCUAGGUUUUAGUAGACUAGAUAGAGGGUUAGAAUAGAUAUACAUGUAGUAGAUGUAUGUGUAAAUAAUGUAAAUAAAUCUGUCUUUGAAAUUAU